AUGUACACUCUGAAAAGGCUGCAAGCUGGGUGGGGGUAUCCCACAGCUCUACUGUGUGUCUAUGGCUUCUUCAGCACCAUCAAACCAAUGGAACCCUUCCUCAUCCCAUACCUCACAGGCCCGGACAAGAACUUCACAGUAGAACAGGUGACUGGUCAGAUCUUCCCCGUGUGGACGUAUUCCUACCUGGUCAUCCUAUUGCCAGUUUUCCUCCUCACAGACUACCUGCGCUACAAACCCGUCAUUGUAUUCCAAUGUGCCAACCUGCUGGUUACUACAGCGCUGCUGAUAUGGGCAGAAGGCGUAGUAGCCAUGCAGGCUAUGCAGUUCUUCUAUGGCGUGGUGACAGCCAGCGAGGUGGCAUACUUCUCCUACAUCUACAGCGUGGUGGACUUGAAGCACUACCAGAAAGCCACCUCCUACUGCCGCAGCGUGCAGCUGCUGGGCUACACUCUGGGGGCCGUGCUGGGCCAGGCUCUGGCCAGCACUGCCGUGAUGUCCUACUAUCACAUGUUCAUCAUGACGCUGGUGCUGUCCGGCAUCGCCCAGGUAACCUGCCUCUUUCUGCCAAUGCCGCAGAGGAGCAUGUUCUUCCACCGCCGGCACAGCAGGGCAGAGACGACCCGGCCCUCUGCUGCAAGCGCGCCCUCGAAUACCCUCGAAGAAGGGAACGGCGCAGGGGGAAGCAGACCUCCUGAGGCAGGCAAAGAGGCGGCGGAGGUUCCCCUGCAAAAGAGCGCAAAGGGCUGCCUCCGGGUCAUGCAGCACCUGUGGAGGGACUGUCGACAGUGCUACUCCAGGUCGCUGCUGUGCUGGUCGAUCUGGUGGGCUCUGGCCACCUGCGGCUACAACCAGACCCUCAACUACGUGCAGGUCCUGUGGGAACACGUGGAACCGUCUCAGAACUUCACCAUCUACAACGGCGGGGUGGAGGCCUUCUCUGGCCUGUUUGGGGCGGCCUCAGCCUACGGCGUGGGCUUCAUCCAGGUGAACUGGGCGGCCUGGGGGGAGCUGGCCCUGGGCUCCUGCUCUGCUCUGGGGGCAGCUGCCCUCUUCCUCAUGACCUUCAUGGGCUCCAUCUGGGUGUGCUACGCGGGCUACAUCGUCUUCAAAAGCCUGUACAUGCUGCUCAUCACCAUAGCCAUGUUCCAGAUCGCGGCAGAGCUGUCCAUGGAGAGAUACGCCCUGAUCUUCGGAGUCAACACCUUCGGCGCUCUGGUGCUUCAGACCAUUCUCACAGCGGUGGUGGUGGACAGCCGUGGACUGGGUCUGGACAUCGUCUCACAGUUCACCAUUUAUGGGAGCUACUUCGCCACCAUUGCAGCCAUAUUCCUCCUGAGGGGCCUGUACAAGCUACUUGUGAAACAAAACAGUGCAAGAGGUGUGUGCGGGCUCCAGGUGUCGGCCCCUAGUGGUGGCUCG
Messenger RNA from Conger conger (European conger), 1422 nucleotides. RefSeq names its product solute carrier family 19 member 3a (gene slc19a3a). The transcript has 6 exons. Gene Ontology annotation, cellular component: plasma membrane. The annotation marks the transcript as partial. NCBI's taxonomy places the organism in Eukaryota, Metazoa, Chordata, Actinopteri, Anguilliformes, Congridae. The record is from RefSeq and is a predicted model, not a curated record. Gene Ontology annotation, molecular function: vitamin transmembrane transporter activity. Gene Ontology annotation, biological process: vitamin transport; transmembrane transport.